Messenger RNA from Eleginops maclovinus (Patagonian blennie), 2068 nucleotides. RefSeq names its product tubulin beta-1 chain-like. The record is from RefSeq and is a predicted model, not a curated record. NCBI's taxonomy places the organism in Eukaryota, Metazoa, Chordata, Actinopteri, Perciformes, Eleginopidae. Bases 191 to 1528 code for a protein of 445 amino acids. Gene Ontology annotation, molecular function: GTP binding; GTPase activity; structural constituent of cytoskeleton. Gene Ontology annotation, cellular component: microtubule; cytoplasm. Gene Ontology annotation, biological process: mitotic cell cycle; microtubule cytoskeleton organization. The transcript is spliced from 7 exons.
CCAAGUUUUCUCGACCAAUGAGAUGUCUACUGAGCCUGAGUGACAUGAAAUUUGGAACAAUCGGGUUGAUCUGGAAACGGUAGAUGCCAACACUCCCGCCUUCUUCGGUUAGAACGUAGCUGCCAGGAACACUGCAGAAUAACCGCUUUGUCUCCUUCUCGGUCGUUUGGAAUUCUUGAAUUCAACCAAAAUGAGGGAAAUCGUGCACUUACAGGCAGGCCAGUGUGGAAAUCAGAUUGGAGCUAAGUUUUGGGAGGUGAUAAGCGACGAACAUGGCAUCGACCCAACCGGUUCCUACCAUGGGGACAGUGACCUGCAGCUGGAUCGCAUCAACGUGUAUUACAACGAGGCUUCAGGUGGAAAGUAUGUCCCCCGGGCGGUGCUGGUGGACUUGGAACCCGGCACAAUGGACUCCGUGAGGUCCGGUCCCUUUGGCCAGAUCUUUAGACCAGACAACUUUGUCUUUGGCCAGAGCGGAGCAGGUAACAACUGGGCUAAAGGUCACUACACUGAGGGAGCCGAGCUGGUGGACUCGGUCCUGGAUGUGGUGAGGAAGGAGGCCGAAGGCUGCGACUGCCUGCAGGGCUUCCAGCUCACCCACUCCUUGGGUGGAGGCACCGGCUCAGGCAUGGGCACGCUGCUCAUCAGCAAAAUCCGAGAGGAGUAUCCAGACCGCAUCAUGAACACUUUCAGCGUCGUACCUUCACCUAAGGUGUCAGACACAGUGGUGGAGCCGUACAACGCCACCCUCUCCGUCCACCAGCUGGUGGAGAAUACAGAUGAGACCUACUGCAUUGAUAAUGAGGCGCUGUAUGACAUCUGCUUCCGCACGCUGAAGCUCACCACGCCAUCCUACGGAGACCUCAACCACCUCGUCUCAGCAACCAUGAGCGGGGUGACCACCUGUCUGCGCUUCCCCGGCCAGCUCAAUGCUGAUCUGAGGAAACUGGCCGUCAACAUGGUGCCCUUCCCCAGGCUGCACUUCUUCAUGCCCGGCUUCGCCCCACUGACCAGCCGAGGCAGCCAGCAGUACAGGUCGUUGACGGUCCCUGAGCUCACCCAGCAGAUGUUCGACUCCAAGAACAUGAUGGCGGCCUGCGACCCGCGCCACGGCCGCUACCUCACAGUUGCUGCCAUCUUUAGAGGCCGCAUGUCCAUGAAGGAGGUGGACGAGCAGAUGCUGAAUGUGCAGAACAAGAACAGCAGCUACUUCGUUGAGUGGAUCCCAAACAACGUGAAGACAGCCGUCUGCGACAUCCCUCCCCGUGGCCUCAAGAUGGCUGCCACCUUUAUCGGCAACAGCACGGCCAUUCAGGAGCUGUUCAAGCGCAUCUCAGAGCAGUUCACCGCCAUGUUCCGCCGCAAGGCCUUCCUCCACUGGUACACUGGUGAGGGCAUGGAUGAGAUGGAGUUCACAGAGGCUGAGAGCAACAUGAACGACCUGGUGUCCGAGUACCAGCAGUACCAGGACGCCACCGCUGAGGAGGAGGGCGAGUUUGAGGACGAAGGCGAGGAGGACCUGGCUUAGACGCCCAGCGCAAUGUUUUCCCCGCUAUGCAACACUUAGUUAGGGGCGCGGUCCAUACGCUUCAAACGCAUCAUGGUAUAAUUAUCGAAAAUUGGCUUUUAAUCAAUGAAACAGCAGUUUAAAAGAAUAGCACAGUAGUUCCUCUGAAUGUAACAGUUUGUGUCCAGCCUUCUUUUUUUUCUUAAAUGUUAUUGUUUUUUCCCCUCACAUUUCUUUCCUUCCUUCCUGCUUUGGAUAUGAAUGUUUUUAACUUGUUUCGUGUCUUCUGUUUUUCAAGAUGCAAGGUUUCUUUGUUAUGAAAGAGAACGUAACUGAACAGUUUAAGGCACUCAUCGCUGAACGUGAAGAGUACUGUUGGAUGUGGAGGUGAAUUCUUUUGCAAAACAAACAAACCUUAAACUGAAAGCUAUAAAUCAACGUGAUUUAUAGCUGAAAUUUCGACACAUUCAUUGUUACAACAUUCUUAGUGUGCUUGUACUGGGAUGUUAUAACAUCAAAUGUAAAGAUACGUUUUAAUAAAAUAAUUAUGAUUUGGUGCUA